Exophiala spinifera is the source of this 1356-nucleotide messenger RNA. RefSeq lists its product as uncharacterized. The record is from RefSeq and is a predicted model, not a curated record. The transcript has 4 exons. NCBI's taxonomy places the organism in Eukaryota, Fungi, Ascomycota, Eurotiomycetes, Chaetothyriales, Herpotrichiellaceae. Gene Ontology annotation, molecular function: transmembrane transporter activity. Gene Ontology annotation, biological process: transmembrane transport. Bases 1 to 1356 code for a protein of 451 amino acids. Gene Ontology annotation, cellular component: membrane.
AUGGGUGCGUCCUUGGUCAGUGGAGGACCUGUUUCGCUACUAUACGGUUUCAUAUUGGCCGUUAUUGGUAACCUCGCUACAGCCAUCUCUCUGGGAGAAGCAGCUUCAAUGUACCCCGGCGCAGGUGGCCAAUACCAAUUCAUCGGUGAGAUGAGCUCUGCAAAGUUCAAGCCAAUAUUGAGCUUCUUUUCUGGAUGGAUUACCUUGCUCGGCUGGGUCGCUUUGACGGCAAGUGCCCCUUACGCAGCUGGAAAUCUCAUCCAGGGCCUGGCUUCGUUAAGCAACCCGGACCUUGAGCCGGAACGAUAUCGCACGACUCUACUUUACGUUGGCAUCCUGUUGCUGUCCUUCUGCUUCAAUCAGUGGGGGAGUAGGAUCCUACCUUUGCUCGAGAACCUCAUCAUGACGCUACAUAUCCUGUUCUUCUUCAUGAUUCUCAUCGCCGUCUGCAUCAUUCCACCCAAGAGACACUCGGCUUCAUUUGUCUUCACAGAGUUUCAAAACAACUCAGGCUGGGAGAACAAUGGUGUUGCAUGGUGUCUUGGGAUGCUGACGUCUGCAUAUAUCCUAGUCGGCUACGACUCAGCAACUCACAUCUCGGAAGAACUGAGCAAUCCGCGGACUGGAGUGCCCCGUGCGAUGGUCGGCUCCAUUCUCAUUAAUGGCACCAUGGGAUUUGCUCUGCUCAUUGCCAUCCUGUUUGGCAUGCCUAGUAUCCAAGAGGCUCUCUCCUCAUCGACUGGCUUUCCCAUCAUCCAAAUUUUCUACUACAUGACGAGAGAAAACGCGGCGGCUGCGAGUGCCAUGACUUCGACCAUUAUCAUCUCGGCGUCUCUUGCAACUGUGGGCCUCACAGCCGCCACGUCCAGAACCCUUUGGGCCUUUGCUAGAGACGGCGGUCCGCCUUUUCACUCUUGGCUGUCUCAAUUGAAUGCGAGAAGUCGAGUCCCCACCAACGCUCUCAUAUUGAUCACAGUCGUCUUAGCUCUUCUGGGCUUGCUUAACAUCGCGUCGACAGCAGCAUUUGGCGCCAUCCUCUCACUGACCGUCGUCGCCUUGAAUCUCUCGUACCUAUUUCCGGUGGUGGCGAUCCUCUACCGACGACUCCGCACACCCGAGUUGCUGAUCUGGGGACCAUGGAAAUUGUCAAAAGCCUCUGGCAUCGUCGCGAACAUCAUAUCCAUCUGUUGGAUUUUGUUCGUCACUGCGUUCCUCCUUCUGCCUGCUUCAAAACCCGUAACGGCGUUGAACAUGAACUACGCCAGCGCAGUUCUAGGGGCGGUCGUGAUAUUUGCCGCAAGCGACUGGAUUCUCCGCGGGCGCAGACACUAUCUCGGAGCUAUGAUGCGUGAAUAA